Molecule: messenger RNA, 615 nt
Organism: Gamsiella multidivaricata
Lineage: Eukaryota; Fungi; Mortierellomycota; Mortierellomycetes; Mortierellales; Mortierellaceae
Product: phosphatase inhibitor-domain-containing protein
Exons: 3
Coding region: 1-615 (204 amino acids)
Cellular component (GO): nucleus
Molecular function (GO): protein phosphatase 1 binding; protein serine/threonine phosphatase inhibitor activity
Source: RefSeq, a predicted model, not a curated record
AUGACCCCAACCUACGACGCCACCAACGAUAUCUACGGACCCGAGGGCCCGCCCACCAUAUCAUCCCUUAUUGCCAACAAUAGAAGCGAAGGAGGGGCAGCCUUUCCCGUCAGCGGUGGUCUUCGUGUUGCAGGGUCUGCCCGCCAACCUGCCACAUAUGGAUCCCGCACCAUGACUCUAGAUCCGACUCAGAUCGAAGAGGAGGACCCAGCAGAGGAAAGCCAUGAUACUGGUGUUCUGGAACUCACAGGAGAAUCAAGUUCAGGAAGGCGGGUCCAAUGGGAUGACGACGUUGUAGAUAACGAGCAUAUGGGGAAGAAAAAGUCCAAAAUUUGCUGCAUCUUCAAGAAACAAAAGGAAUUUGGCGAGUCUUCAGACGAGUCAUCGUCAGAUUCGGAUUCGGAUUCUUCAGGGUCAGAGUCAGAUGGUGGGCCUGUCUCGUCCAAUCCAAGCAAAGGAAAGAGCAAAGGAAAAGACGGCAACGGACCCUGCGACCAUUCCGAUCCCAACCAUCAUCAUCAUCAUGGAUCUAAGAAGGCAAAGAAGCGAGUCCUGAACGAGUAUGAGAGGAUGCCAAAAGUGAAGCUUUCGCAGCCUGCGCCUGUCAAUCAAUAA